This is a messenger RNA of Phialemonium atrogriseum, 1038 nucleotides long. RefSeq names its product S-adenosyl-L-methionine-dependent methyltransferase. The transcript has 6 exons. The record is from RefSeq and is a predicted model, not a curated record. NCBI's taxonomy places the organism in Eukaryota, Fungi, Ascomycota, Sordariomycetes, Cephalothecales, Cephalothecaceae. Gene Ontology annotation, cellular component: nucleus. Gene Ontology annotation, biological process: peptidyl-arginine methylation. Gene Ontology annotation, molecular function: protein-arginine N-methyltransferase activity. The coding region runs from base 1 to 1038 and encodes 345 amino acids.
AUGGCUGGAAACGAGAUGGACAUCGAGAGCGCUGAGCUGAGGCUCAAGACUAUGGAUCACUCUGAACAGCACUACUUCAACAGUUACAAUCACCAUGGAAUCCACGAGGAAAUGUUGAAAGACGAGGUUCGGACGAGGUCCUACAUGAAUGCCAUUCUCCAGAACAAGCACCUCUUCAAAGACAAGGUGGUUCUCGAUGUUGGCUGCGGAACCGCCAUUCUCUCCAUGUUCGCCGUCAAGGCAGGCGCAAAACAUGUUAUCGGUGUCGAUAUGUCUACCAUCAUCUUCAAGGCGCGUGAGAUCGUCGAGGUCAACGGCAUGUCCGACAAGAUUACCCUGAUCCAAGGAAAGAUGGAGGAGAUUGAAAUGCCGUUCCCGAAGGUCGACAUCAUCAUCUCUGAGUGGAUGGGUUACUUCCUCCUGUACGAGAGCAUGCUUGACACCGUGCUCUACGCAAGGGAUAAGUUCUUGGUCAAGGACGGCUUGAUCUUCCCUGACAAGGCAACCAUCUUCGUCGCUGGCAUCGAGGACGGGGAUUACAAGGAGGAAAAGAUCGGAUUCUGGGACAAUGUUUACGGGUUCAACUACUCCCCCUUGAAGGCGACGGCUCUUUCCGAGCCCCUUGUCGAUACCGUCGAAGUGAAGGCCGUCGUCACGGACCCCACAAGCGUCCUGACACUUGACCUGUACGAGUGCAAAACGUCGGAUCUGGCCUUCAGCUGCCCCUUCGACCUGACCUGCCGCCGCGAUGACUUCAUCCACGCCCUGGUCGCCUGGUUCGACAUCGAAUUUACGGCGUGCCACAAACCGAUCCGCUUCUCCACUGGUCCCCACACCAAAUACACCCACUGGAAGCAGACGGUGUUCUACCUGAAGGACGUCCUCACGGUCCAGCAGGGCGAGAAGGUCGAGUGCUCGCUCCACAACCGACCCAAUGAGAAGAACAAGCGUGAUCUCGACAUCAAGAUUGAGUAUAGGCUCGAGACUCAGGACCCCACGCGCUUCGCGGAGGGGCACAGUCUCUACAAGAUGUGCUAG